Molecule: messenger RNA, 4572 nt
Organism: Thamnophis elegans (Western terrestrial garter snake)
Lineage: Eukaryota; Metazoa; Chordata; Lepidosauria; Squamata; Natricidae
Gene: NUDT4
Product: nudix hydrolase 4
Exons: 5
Coding region: 1429-1974 (181 amino acids)
Biological process (GO): adenosine 5'-(hexahydrogen pentaphosphate) catabolic process; diadenosine hexaphosphate catabolic process; diadenosine pentaphosphate catabolic process
Cellular component (GO): nucleus; cytoplasm
Molecular function (GO): bis(5'-adenosyl)-hexaphosphatase activity; endopolyphosphatase activity; bis(5'-adenosyl)-pentaphosphatase activity
Source: RefSeq, a predicted model, not a curated record
UGUAUCCCAAUAGUGUAAGACCAUGCUGUAUAAAAUUUAUCUAAUUUAGAGACAUUUCCCUUAAAGGUGGAAAUAAACGCAGAGUCAUUCUUUUCUAAUCUUGUAUGCUAAAUAUUAUUGAAUCAUGACAUCUUACACCUCUCUUCAGCCUAUUCUGUUUGCAGGUGCAACUUGUUGUAGCAAGUUAUAGGAACACAAAACAUCUGAGAUUCCAGAAGCUGAAAACCCACCGCGCACCCAGAUUCAAGUUAUAAAAUUGAUUUAUCUCAAAAGGAUGUUUUAAAAUUUGUUUCACAACUUGUAAAUGUGAUUGUACAAAUUGUGCGUUGUACAAAUCCGGGCAAUGGGGUUAUUUCAGUAAACAAUCAGGGGUACAUACGCUGUGCAGAUAUAGCCAACGAAAGAUGAGCCUAGGAAUUAACAAAAAAAGAAAAAAGAACGCUUUGGCAAAGAGCAAUUUCCUCCUAUUCAUUCACCUUUUUACGCAGCAGAGAAGUAGGCGCACAAGAUAACGAAAUAAAUUGUUUUAUACAGUAUUGGAUAAUGUAGCAGUAGCGCUAUCCAUAUCGAUUUUUUUCCACCCUGAACAGUAGCAGCCCUGGAGGAUGCGGAUAAUGGAUCUUCAAAUUGCAACGGAGCCCGGAAACCUUUUCAUUAGGAAAAGCCGAAAUCGGGGAGAAAGGAGCGGGUAGCGCCCGCCCCCCCCCUCGCUUCCACAAAGCCACGCCCUCUAUUCACUCGCACCGUUCUCGCUCUUUCGCAGCCAAACGACAAUAAGAGGCCUGAGGCUGGCCGAGCAAGAGCGGGUGGGCGAUGGCUGUUGGCCACGCCCUUUCUCCGGCCCCCUCCCCGCCUCCCUCAGCUGAAUUAAUUCAGCUUCGAUCCAGCCCCUUUCCUCCCUCGUGUCGCCCCUCAGAGGCGGGUCCGGCGCCUGCGCAUUGAGUCCGAGAGGCCGGGUGGUUGCGGGCGGGUGGAGGAAUGUGCGUUACAGUUAAAUAGUGGAUACAGCGCCGCAGAAGCGGCGCUUUCUGGGGACCGGAUGAAGGACAGGGACUGAGGGAAACGGGUGGAGCUGCGGCCGGAGGGGAGCGCUCGGGCCGGGUCGCAGUGGCAGUGCUUGAGGAGAGACCGAGGCGCCCAGGAGAGACGACAGACGGAGAGGCUCCAUGGCGCGGCGUGGGUUCCUGAGUGGCCGCGGCGUCGCCAGCUCCACUGCCACAGCUGUGCGCGGCGCUCUCUCCCCCUGAGGAGCGCUCCCUUGGCUCCCUCCUGACGAGGAAAAAGGCUGCUCUCGCCCCGUCGGGGUCCUCGGGUUGGACCGAAGAGAGAAGGGGAGCCACCGGGGCCUCCCUCGUCGUUCGCUUCCCUCCCACACGGGCGGGCGUACCGGGGGCUGGAGUAGGCGGCGGCGGCGGCUUUCUUGCCUCUAUGAUGAAAUUCAAGCCAAACCAGACGCGGACCUACGACCGGGAGGGUUUCAAGAAGCGGGCGGCAUGCUUGUGCUUCCGCAGCGAGAGGGAGGAUGAGGUGCUAUUAGUAAGCAGUAGCCGGUACCCAGAUCAGUGGAUUGUUCCAGGUGGAGGAAUGGAACCUGAAGAAGAACCAGGUGGUGCUGCUGUCAGAGAAGUCUAUGAAGAGGCUGGAGUAAAAGGAAAACUUGGCAGAUUGUUGGGAAUAUUUGAGCAGAAUCAAGACCGGAAGCAUAGGACUUAUGUUUAUGUUCUCACAGUGACUGAAAUCCUGGAAGACUGGGAAGAUUCAGUAAAUAUAGGAAGGAAGAGAGAAUGGUUUAAAGUUGAAGAUGCAAUCAAGGUCCUUCAGUGUCACAAACCUGUACAUGCAGAGUAUCUGGAAAAAUUGAAACUUGGGUGUCCAUCUACCAAUGGAAAUCCUGUAGUUUCUUCCCACCCUGAUAAUAGUUCUCUCUAUGUUACUUCAGCACAAACCUCUGGGCUACCAUCUACUAUAAGAUAAAUUUUGAGUUGCUUUUUCAUGUUCUUCCAUCACAAAUGGAGAUGUAUUAGUGAUCCUGUGCUCUGUGUAUUGUAAUCAGAAUCUUGAGUCCAUGAAUACUUUAUGUUCAGUCUUACUUCUUUUCUCUUUUUAGCAAUGUAUUUUGGCAAAUCAAAGCCAUACAGGGAUUUUUAAAGAUGCCUUAAAUGGUCCUUUUUCAUUUUUAAAUAUAGUACCUAAUUUAAAGAGUGAAUUUGAAACUUGACAUUUGACUUAAUUCAGUUUCUUAAACUUUCUCAAAUAAUUAUAUUGUGUUAUCCCAUUCAUUGUUGUUUCCCAAGGUCAAAAUUAAAUUAGUUGGAGGAGUUAAGGCAAUGAAACCAACAAAGUGCCUUCAGUGUUAAGCUUCCUCCUUUAAAAUGUUUCAUAGAAAAAUCAAGAGCAUAUCAAUUUUUUUUAAAACAUUAUCAGUUCUUCAUAUUGCUCUUGUUAAAGAUUUUGGCCAAAUAGGCAGAUAUAACAAAAUGCCAAUAUUUUUUUCACUUUUGCUACUUAUUGCCAAAGUUAGAAUUCACUUUCUUUGCAGUUCCAGCAGGUUUAAUUAAUUACUGGAGACCAUUCCACCUUUUUUCAGUCGUUUUAUAGAUUAUGUGAAUCAUAUUUGGAAGAUAACUGUUUGGAGGGCUAAAUGGGGGCAAGGUCAUAUCAAAACAUUGAAAUGUUUUCAUAUCUGCCACUAAAACAUGCAUGUUUUGUCUCUAAACAGCAACAUGUUGUAAUUUCACCAUUUUUUAAAAAAGCAUCUACACCAAAUUUCAAUUUUUCUGUAAAGACAGAGUUUUGGUUCUGUUUGUAAAAAAUUCUCUUUUCUCAUUCUUUCUAUGUGACAUAAAUUCACUGUAAAUAAUUCAACAGAUGUAAAGUGUAAAGUGGAAAGUAAAUGUAAUGUAAAUACUAUUGUUCAGCCAUUCAGGUUACCACCUAUGACUUUCAUGUCUUAAUAGUGACAUAACAAGCAGGAAUUUCAAUAGCUCAAUUUCUUUAAUAUAUCUUCAGAUUUUUCUGUUUUUUUAUUACACAGCUGUUAAAGGGACAACAGUUAUGCCUAAAACAGGUGGGGACUAUAUACUAUGUAAUGCUGCUAUGAAAUAACCACUUACUGUUGCAAUUUUUUUUAAAGUGUCAUAAUUUUUCCUCUAGAAAGGUGGAAAUAAUAAUGUGCCAUAUGGAUGAAUUUAAAUAAGGAACAUCUGUAAAAUAUAAGAACAGUUGUGAGCUUUCAUUUAAGAAGAACCUAAUAUUAGUAAUAGAGGAUUGAUAUGAAGUUCUACCAUAGGUAAGAACCUUGAAAUUUUAGUAGCUUAGAUGAUGGUGGGAAUCAUAGGGCACAAUCAGUUUCAAAGAGCUCUAUGUAAAGUCAAAACGAGAAUGCAGACUUAAUACAAAAACCUUGUAUUAACUGGAAUGGGAAAGUGAUUAGUUAUAAGUAAUGUACAAUCCUAAAUUGGCUGUUCAGGCCCACGUUUCUAUUUAUUAUUCAAUAGUUUAUUGAUGAUAUGGUUGUAAAAGUGAAAAAACGCCUCACAUUAUCAUAGUGAUGAACAGAACAGUAAGUCAAAUCUGUAGUUCUUAACAGCUUCAUCUCAACAUUUUUGGAAUAUAAUCUAAGCUAAUAGAAAUCGCACAUUAGUAAUGCAUGGUUAUUUUGCUUUUCAUCAUUAUAUGCUAUGUAAAAAUGUACAGUUUAUGCUAACUAAAUCAAAAGUGAGUGCUUAUAAAUACUUCAGGCUGCCGUGCCACAGUUACACUGAUGUACAGAUCUCUUUAGCCUAUGCAAUUUAAAAUAAUUACAUCUUCCUCAGAUUUCUGAUAUCUCUCUUGAAACAUGAUACACAGGAUAAGAAAUAUCCAUCGUUCAAUUUCUUGAAUUUACAAGUUCAUUGAAUAAAGUUCAACAUUCUUUAAUUCUAUAAUUUACAGGCUGUGCAGUGCUUUGAAAUUGGUUUAGGAAAAAUAUAUGGCUGCCAAACAAGUGUUCAGCUUGUGUUACAAAGCACCUCUUCUAAACUGAGUCCAAAGAAACCCUUAGCUGUACUGUACUAAUUUGCAGGUAUAGGCAUGGCAAUAGGUUUGUCAGAUGUAACAGGAAAGACCUCUUUCAAGAUAAAACCUUUUAUAAUUAAUAAAAACAGCAUAGUUUUCUGUAAAUUGUCAAAGUAUUGAAAUAUUCUUGUGGAAUGAGGAUAUAGAUCAAAACUUGCUCUUUAGUGACAUGCAUUUGGUCUCUCGGAAGAAUGGAAAUUGAUUUGGAUCUUCAUGUACAAAAGUUUGUUAUAGAGAAUAAGUAGUUGGGAACAUAUCUUAUAAGCAGUGUAAGAGGCAACAAGAAACAAAAAAAUAAAACCUCAUGUUUACUGCAAGCUACCAAAGCUAUUAAAAUGUUUGAAACAAUUGUUCAAUGUGCUCCUGAAAGUGCACAUACACAAAGAGAAAACACAAUUCAAGUUGUAAACGUUUUGAGCUGAGCAUGGCUUUCUUUUAAAGACUGAUGUAAGAAUUUUGACUUUUUAUAUCUGAAAGAAACCUCAAAUAAAAAAUAAACACUUCCCGAAGACAGUG